This is a messenger RNA of Hibiscus syriacus, 2266 nucleotides long. RefSeq names its product long chain acyl-CoA synthetase 4-like. Gene Ontology annotation, biological process: fatty acid metabolic process. Lineage: Eukaryota; Viridiplantae; Streptophyta; Magnoliopsida; Malvales; Malvaceae. Gene Ontology annotation, molecular function: long-chain fatty acid-CoA ligase activity. Gene Ontology annotation, cellular component: membrane; endoplasmic reticulum. The coding region runs from base 108 to 2093 and encodes 661 amino acids. The transcript has 19 exons. The record is from RefSeq and is a predicted model, not a curated record.
AAAAAUUCCUUCUCCACAAUUCACUCUGAGGUGCCUUCAUAUAUAGAGAGAGAGUUGUAAGAUCAGAAAAGCUGCACGGAGCGUUCGAUCUGAACAUUUUUGAUCAAAUGGCUGAAAAUAAUUAUUUAGUAAAGGUAGAGGAAGGGAAAGCGGCCAGCGACGGACAGCCGUCGAUCGGCCCUUCUUAUCGCAGUAUUUUUGCCAAGGAUGGAUUCCCUGCUCCGAUUCCUGGAAUGGAAAGUUGCUGGGACAUUUUCCGUAUGUCGGUUGAAAAAUAUCCUACCAACCCUAUGCUUGGUCGCCGGCAGAUUGUGGAUGGGAAAGCUGGAAAAUAUGUGUGGCAAACUUACAAAGAAGUUUACGACAUUGUAAUAAAAGUCGGGAAUGCCCUCCGAAGUUGUGGUGUUGAGAAAGGACAAAAAUGUGGUAUUUAUGGUGUCAAUUGCCCAGAGUGGAUAAUAAGCAUGGAGGCCUGCAAUGCUCAUGGACUCUAUUGUGUUCCUUUGUAUGACACUCUAGGUGCUGGUGCUGUGGAGUUUAUAAUAUGCCAUGCAGAAGUUUCUAUUGCUUUUGUAGAGGAAAAGAAGAUUAAUGAGCUGUUUAAAACAUUUCCAGCCUCAAGAGAAUACUUAAAAUCCAUUGUUAGCUUUGGGAAAGUAACACCUGAGCAGAAGGCAGAAGCUGAGAAGCAUGACUUGGCGAUAUAUUCUUGGGAGGAAUUUUUUGCAGGAGAAAAUAAAACAUUUGAUCUUCCGGUGAAGAAGAAAACUGAUAUCUGCACAAUAAUGUAUACUAGUGGAACAACCGGCGACCCAAAGGGAGUCCUGAUUUCAAAUGAAAGUAUCGUUACUCUUAUAGCAGGGGUGAAACGCCUGCUAGCGAGUGUAAAUGAACAGUUGAGUACGACCGAUGUAUAUAUUUCUUAUCUUCCUCUAGCGCAUAUCUUUGACCGUGUGAUUGAGGAAGCAUUUAUUUCACAUGGUGCUUCAAUAGGAUUUUGGCGUGGGGACGUGAAACUGUUGGUAGAAGAUAUUGGGGAGCUAAAGCCAAGUAUCCUCUGUGCUGUUCCUCGUGUGUUGGAUAGAAUCUAUUCAGGUUUAAUACAGAAGGUUUCUGGGGGUGGUUUCGUGAAAAAGAAGAUGUUUGAUUUGGCAUUCGCAUACAAAUACUAUAACAUGAAGAAAGGCCACAAACAUGGAGAAGCAUCUCCGAUUUGUGACAAAAUUGUCUUCAGUAAGGUAAAGCAAGGUUUGGGAGGGAAUGUGCGGCUUAUUCUAUCCGGUGCAGCACCCCUUUCUGCUCAUGUGGAAGAGUUCCUGCGAGUUGUGGCAUGUUGUCAUGUUAUUCAGGGAUAUGGUCUGACGGAGAGUUGCGGGGGGAGUUUCGUCUGUUUACCUAAUGAAUUAUCAAUGCUUGGUACCGUGGGGCCUCCAGUGCCAAAUGUAGAUGUACGCCUGGAAUCUGUUCCCGAAAUGAAUUACGAUGCCCUUUCUAGCACACCGCGAGGGGAGGUUUGUAUCAGGGGAAAAACAUUAUUCUCAGGAUACCACAAACGUGAAGACCUCACCUCUGAAGUAUUGGUCGAUGGGUGGCUCCACACAGGGGAUGUUGGUGAGUGGCAACCAAACGGAAGCAUGAAAAUUAUUGAUCGGAAGAAGAACAUUUUUAAGCUUUCACAAGGAGAAUAUGUUGCGGUUGAGAACCUGGAGAAUAUAUAUGGUCAAACGUCGGCCAUUGAUUCGAUAUGGAUUUACGGAAACAGCUUUGAGUCGUCCCUCGUGGCAGUCGUGAACCCGAAUAAGGAAGCACUCGAAAGCUGGGCUGCUGGCAAUAAUGUAAGUGGUGAGUUCGAGUCCAUCUGCCAAAACCCCAAGGCCAAAGAGUUCAUACUUGGAGAGCUCGCAAAGACUGGCAAAGAGAAAAAGCUGAAAGGUUUCGAGUUCAUAAGAGCCGUUCAUCUCGAUCCGAUGCCCUUUGACAUGGAACGCGACCUUAUCACUCCAACAUUUAAGAAGAAGAGGCCUCAACUGCUUAAAUAUUAUCAGAGCGUUAUUGACGACAUGUACAAGAGUGCAAACCAGCCAAAAGCUUGAGAAAAUGCUUAUGGAGUUGUGAACGUUUGGUUCUGUGAUUUUAUUUAGAUCGUAUGGAUUUAAGCCUUUUUAUAUUCUUUUGUUGGUUUCGAAUUUACCUGUUGAUGUUGGAAACUUGUUAGUCUAAAACCAAAUUUCCUUUAGUACAACUCUAAGCUGUUUAAUGACCAAAA